Spodoptera exigua (beet armyworm) is the source of this 474-nucleotide messenger RNA. NCBI's taxonomy places the organism in Eukaryota, Metazoa, Arthropoda, Insecta, Lepidoptera, Noctuidae. The record is from the annotation of a GenBank genome assembly.
GUCAGUAUCAGCUGAGCGAACUUAUUGUUUUGACAACAAACAAAGAACCAAAAUUUUAUUAAGAAAUUGAAAGGCUUAAAAAUGGGUAAAAUAUUUCUUGACCACAUUGGUGGUACUCGUUUAUUCUCUUGUGCUUCUUGCGACGUAAAUCUGACCAAUCGUUCAGAGCUGAUCAGCACCCGUUUUACUGGAGCUACAGGUCGGGCAUUUUUGUUCCAUAAGGUUGUAAACCUAGUUUACUCUGAAGUGCAAGAUCGUGUGAUGCUGACGGGCCGACAUAUGGUGCGCGAUGUCUCCUGCAAGAACUGUGGCACUAAGUUAGGAUGGGUUUAUGAGUUUGCUACUGAGGAAAACCAGAGGUACAAGGAGGGGCGAGUGAUCUUGGAGAGAGCUCUGGUGACUGAAAGUGAUGGCAUUGAAGAAAUUCAAGUCAAUAACGAUGACUAACUGACUACUUUUACAUGACUUCAAAAU